Messenger RNA from Aedes aegypti (yellow fever mosquito), 1963 nucleotides. Its product is annotated as zinc finger protein 70. The transcript is spliced from 3 exons. Gene Ontology annotation, biological process: regulation of transcription by RNA polymerase II. NCBI's taxonomy places the organism in Eukaryota, Metazoa, Arthropoda, Insecta, Diptera, Culicidae. The record is from RefSeq and is a predicted model, not a curated record. Gene Ontology annotation, molecular function: DNA-binding transcription factor activity, RNA polymerase II-specific; zinc ion binding; RNA polymerase II cis-regulatory region sequence-specific DNA binding. Bases 116 to 1777 code for a protein of 553 amino acids. Gene Ontology annotation, cellular component: nucleus.
UACCAGCACAAAACGUCAACCGCCGAUUUCGCGACUUGUUUAGCAGUGUUGUGAUGUUUUUUGUGCUUAAAAAUCGCAAAAAUAACAAAUUUUCUUACGAUUAAAAGUUAUAAAAAUGAGUGAUUUGGACUUGGAAAACAUAUGCCGCUUGUGCUGCGAAAAGAAAGGGCGCCUGCGAUCGCUUUUCGAGCAAAAAUCGGCGAAAGUUUCGCUUUCGUUGCAGCAAAUGAUCACGGAUGUAACACGGCUAGAGAUUACACCAGGAGAUGGACUACCACAGAAAAUCUGUAGAUUGUGUACCACUACAUUGGCCAAAAUGUACGAAAGCAUUCAAGAGUAUCGGGAGAACGACUCGAAGCUUCGCCAACGUCUAGUUAAACCGUAUCCACUGGUUGAGAUCAAGGAAGAGGAGGUGGAUAUAGAACAGCUGGAAAACAUAUACAUGCAGGAUUUGGUGAUUGAUAAUAUUUGCAUUAAAAAGGAAGAAGAAGUUAUCGAUAACAAAAAUGAAGAUGCUGACUUGAAUUUUAGCAUAAGCGAAGGCGAUGUUCCAGACACAGUUGGGUCAGAAACUGAUACGGCAAAUGAGGGAUUUCAAGAAGAUGAUGCUGAUGAUGAUGAAUGGAAACCAAGUGAUGAGACCGAAGAAAAGGUAAUCAAACGUAAAAGUCAAAGGAAAAAUUCAAAGGAAAAAAAAACAUACCGUGUUCAGAAAUACUACAGACUGGAGAAUGUCAGUCGUCCACGAUCACAUGACUUUAAAUGUUACAUUUGCAAAAGUGAUUCCUUUGGAACGGGUGAAGCCCUCUUGGUCCAUCUAAAUGGAAGUCAUUUGGGUGUAUUGCCGUACUCAUGUUCAGAAUGCGUCACGGAAAAGGUGGUCAUUAAAACUAUUGUAGCGUUGAAUAAUCACAAACGGCAACACAUGAACCCAGAAAAAUGUCCUUAUUGCGAUAAACGGUACACAUGUAAAAAAGGCGUCGAUUUGCAUAUAUCAAUGCACCACAGGGAUGCCAAUGAUCCGAAUCCUUCACAGUGUGAAUAUUGUGAUAAAGUGUAUCCUACUAAACAGGCCCUUAGAAAUCACAUGAGGAUACACACGUCAGGGUCGACAUGUGAAAUUUGCGGAAAAGUUUUCCUAGAAAGGAACAAACUUAAAAGACACAUCCAGAACUUUCACGAGAAGCUCAAAAAAUAUGAGUGCCACUUCUGCAAGAAGAAAUUAGCUUCGAUGUCCGCUGUUCAAAAUCACAUCAAUACGUACCAUUCAAGUCAGGUAUUCAAAUGCAGCUAUUGUCCAAAGACUUUCAGCUCGAAAAUGACUCACCGGUACCACGAGAAGAAGCAUGUCGAGAACAAAAAUUACGUGGCUACGAAGGACUGGCGAGAAUACUACACAGUUCUCGAUGGCCAAGAAGACAAGCUCUAUAAGUCGAAGAAAUGCAAAAUCUGUGGAAUCGUUACCACCAAUAUAGCACCCCAUCUGACUAAAGCUCAUUUCCCAACGGAGUAUCGGUGCGAAAUCUGUGAUAAAACAUUCAAAACUAAGCCAACGUUUACUGCUCACAUGGAUGUACACGUACAUGGAAAAGUGUAUAAAUGCCCGAUUUGCGGGCGCGAGUUCAAUGAAAAGAGGAAUCUUAUUUCGCACCUUCGCACCAAAAAGCAUCGAAAUCAUCCUUUGGCUCGAGAAAUACUUGGUACCGUCAGAACACCGAAUCCGGCCCAACUAGAGCAGUCUGGCUCAGAGGAGGACGAUGAGAGUACACAGGAAUAAAUAUACAGCUUUAUUAUAAACCAAUGAUAAAAAAAAUCGAAGGGCAGUUCAUUCCAUUACAACAAUACCGAACAAUGAAAAAUGCUGAAAUAUGAUUAUUGCUACUGCUAGUUCAUUGUUUAAUUUAUUUGAAUGAAAUUAAUAAUAAAUCAUUUAUACUGCUUUCACUGCCAACUGCUCCCAGAA